Molecule: messenger RNA, 2417 nt
Organism: Rattus rattus (black rat)
Lineage: Eukaryota; Metazoa; Chordata; Mammalia; Rodentia; Muridae
Gene: Nrros
Product: negative regulator of reactive oxygen species
Exons: 3
Coding region: 95-2173 (692 amino acids)
Molecular function (GO): protein binding
Source: RefSeq, a predicted model, not a curated record
GCGGCAGCGGCAACUGCUGUCCAGGAGGCCCGGGCCCUGGAGACGAUGCGCCCCGCGGAGCCGCCUGGGCCUGCGGGAGCAAGCUGCACCUGAGAUGGAGUUCCUGCCCCUGUGGCUUUGCCUGGGUUUUCACUUCUUGAUUGUGGAAUGGAGGAGCGGACGUGGGGCAGCUACUGCAGCUUCCCAAGGAGGCUGCAAGGUGGUCGACCGAGUCGCUGACUGCCGCAAUCUGAACCUUGCUUCAGUACCCAGCGGUCUCCCGGCCCAUUCCCGGAUGCUCGUUCUGGAUGCCAACCCUCUCAGGGUUCUGUGGAAUCAUUCCCUCCAGGCCUACCCACGCCUGGAGGACCUCAGCCUGCACAGCUGUCACCUGGACCGUAUCAGCCACCGGGCCUUCCAAGAGCAAGGCCACUUACGAACCCUGGUUCUGGCAGACAACCGCCUCUCCGAGAACUACAAGGAGUCGGCCACAGCUCUCCACACCCUGCUGCGACUUCGGAGACUGGACUUGUCUGGAAACUCCCUGACGGAAGACAUGGCGGGUCUCAUGCUUCAGAACCUCUCCUCAUUGGAGGUCGUGUCCUUGGCAAGGAAUACCCUCAUGAGGCUCGACGACUCUGUCUUCGAGGGCCUGGAGCGCCUCGUGGAGCUGGAUUUGCAGAGAAACUACAUCUUUGAGAUCGAGGGCGGCGCGUUUGACGGCUUGACUGAGCUGAGGCGUCUCAACCUGGCCUACAACAACCUCCCCUGCAUCGUGGACUUCAGCCUCACACAGCUGCGGUUCCUCAACGUCAGUUACAACGUCCUGGAGUGGUUCCUGGCAGCCAGGGAGGAGGCGGCCUUCGAACUGGAGGUGCUGGACCUGUCUCACAACCAGCUGCUCUUCUUCCCGCUCCUGCCUCAGUGCGGCAAGCUGCACACGCUCCUGCUGCAGGACAACAGCAUGGGCUUCUACAGGGAGCUUUACAACACCUCCUCCCCACAGGAGAUGGUGGCCCAGUUCCUUCUCGUGGAUGGUAACGUUACUAAUAUCACAACCGUCAGCCUCUGGGAGGAGUUCUCCUCCAGCGACCUGUCAGCGCUUCGCUUCCUGGACAUGAGCCAAAACCAGUUCCGGCACCUGCCGGAUGGUUUCCUGAAGAAAACGCCUUCCCUUUCCCACCUGAACCUCAACCAAAAUUGCCUGACGAAGCUCCACAUUCGGGAGCACGAGCCGCCGGGAGCGCUCACUGAGCUGGAUCUGAGCGGCAACCAGCUAGCAGAGCUGCACUUGGCCCCGGGGCUCACUGGCUCCCUCAAGAACCUCAGAGUGUUCAACCUGAGCUCCAACCAGCUCCUGGGAGUCCCCACUGGCCUUUUCCACAGCGCCAGCAGCAUCACUACACUUGACAUGAGUCACAAUCAGAUCUCACUUUGUCCCCAGACGGUGCCCUUAGACUGGGAGGAGCCCUCCAGUUGUGUGGAUUUCAGAAACAUGGCCUCUCUGAGGAGCCUUUCUCUGGAUGGCUGUGGGCUGAAGGCAUUACAAGACUGCCCAUUCCAGGGGACCUCCCUCACUCAUUUAGACCUGUCUAGCAACUGGGGGAUUCUGAAUGGGAGCGUCAGCCCUCUCUCGGCUGUUGCCCCUACAUUACAGGUCCUGUCUCUCAGGAACGUGGGCCUUGGUUCUGGCGCUGCAGAGAUGGACUUCUCUGGGUUUGGGAAUCUGAGGGAGUUGGAUCUGUCAGGAAAUUCCCUGACCAGCUUCCCCAAGUUCAAGGGCAGUUCGGCCCUGCAGACUCUCGACCUCCGCAGAAACUCUCUCACAGCCCUACCUCAGAGGGUUGUGUCGGAGCAGCCUCUGAGGGGUCUACAGACCAUCUACCUCAGCCAGAACCCUUAUGACUGCUGUGGGGUGGAGGGAUGGGGUGCCCUGCAGCACCUCAAGACUAUUGCGGACCUGUCCAUGGUCACUUGCAACCUCUCUUCCAAGAUCAUUCGUGUGGUAGAGUUACCAGAGGGCAUGCCUCAGGACUGUAAGUGGGGGCAGGUGGACACUGGUCUAUUCUACCUCGUGCUCAUUCUGCCCAGCUGCCUCACCCUGCUGGUGGCCAGCACCGUCAUCUUCCUCACUUUUAAGAAGCCUUUGCUUCAGGUCAUCAAGAGCCGCUGUCACUGGUCCUCCAUAUACUGACCUGGGUGCCAAGGCUAGAGACUUGGUUUGUCUCUCAAGGAUGCGUCUCUCCACUGGAUCUUCACUUGUUCAGGGGUCAAGUGUGGUGCGUUGAAGGUCAAACUAAAAUUUGAAUGAGUUCCAUCUGCAGUCCCAUUAACUUCUCUCGUCCUUGUGAUUUAUCCUCCUUGUCCUGGUGAAAUAUUUAUUAAAUGACAUUCUGUGAGAAUAAAGAGUGCGUCUUAUAAAUAUUUUAAAAAUCAAA